Molecule: messenger RNA, 6866 nt
Organism: Mustela lutreola (European mink)
Lineage: Eukaryota; Metazoa; Chordata; Mammalia; Carnivora; Mustelidae
Gene: GRM1
Product: glutamate metabotropic receptor 1
Exons: 9
Coding region: 506-4078 (1190 amino acids)
Biological process (GO): G protein-coupled glutamate receptor signaling pathway; regulation of synaptic transmission, glutamatergic
Cellular component (GO): postsynaptic density membrane
Molecular function (GO): G protein-coupled receptor activity involved in regulation of postsynaptic membrane potential; adenylate cyclase inhibiting G protein-coupled glutamate receptor activity
Source: RefSeq, a predicted model, not a curated record
GUGCUGAAGAAAGAGGGCACUAGUGUACAGCCCAGAUCGCAUCCUUGCACCGUCUGGAUUAGAGCUGAGUCGUCUGCGAACCGAGCGUGGCCCGAGCGGUGUUCUGGCCCGAGGACCAUAGCGCUGUCUACCCGGACUCAGGUACGUCUCAAGUCCAAUUCUCCAAGCAGACCCAGCUUCUAGCCUAGGGCUUGCCACCGCGACGUCCAUUGUACUCUUGAGCAGUUUACUUUGAUGCGCCGGUGAAGAAGGGAGCUCGAAUUCCCCUAGAAACGCCUCCAGGACAAGGAGGUGGUCCUGGAGGACCAGGAGGAGGAGGAGGAGGGGAAGGAGGCGGGGGCGCCGGCGGCGGCGGCGAAAGUGUUGGACCAGCGGUGUUGGCAAGAAGGACCGAGCUGGGGGAGGCAGGCGUCGGGCAUCUGUCUACGUUGGGAGCCCGCAGAACCGGCUGGCAGGACGAGCGUGGGAAAGCGGCUGGCCGGCUGUGGACCGCGUCCUCAGCACAAUGAUCCGGCUCCUCUUAGUUUUUUUCCCAGCGAUCUUUUUGGAGAUGUCCCUUUUUCCCAGGGGACCCAGCAGGAAAGUGUUGCUGGCGGGAGCUUCGUCUCAGCGCUCGGUGGCCAGAAUGGACGGAGAUGUCAUCAUCGGAGCCCUCUUUUCAGUCCACCACCAGCCGCCGGCGGAGAAGGUGCCCGAGAGGAAAUGUGGAGAGAUCAGGGAGCAGUAUGGCAUCCAGAGAGUGGAGGCCAUGUUCCAUACAUUGGAUAAGAUUAACGCGGACCCGGUCCUCCUGCCCAAUAUCACUCUAGGCAGUGAGAUCCGGGACUCCUGCUGGCACUCUUCCGUGGCUUUGGAGCAGAGCAUUGAGUUCAUCAGGGACUCUUUGAUUUCCAUUCGAGAUGAAAAGGAUGGGCUCAACCGGUGCCUGCCUGAUGGCCAGUCCCUCCUCUUAGGCAGGACUAAAAAGCCUAUUGCGGGGGUGAUCGGGCCAGGCUCCAGCUCCGUAGCCAUUCAAGUGCAAAACCUGCUCCAGCUCUUCGACAUCCCCCAGAUUGCGUAUUCUGCCACGAGCAUCGACCUGAGUGACAAAACUUUGUACAAAUACUUCCUGAGGGUUGUCCCUUCUGACACUUUGCAAGCAAGGGCAAUGCUUGAUAUAGUCAAACGUUACAAUUGGACCUAUGUCUCUGCAGUCCACACAGAAGGGAACUAUGGGGAGAGCGGAAUGGAUGCUUUCAAAGAGCUGGCUGCCCAGGAAGGCCUAUGUAUCGCCCAUUCAGACAAAAUCUACAGCAAUGCUGGGGAAAAGAGCUUUGACCGACUCCUGCGCAAGCUCCGGGAGAGGCUUCCCAAGGCCAGAGUGGUGGUCUGCUUCUGCGAAGGUAUGACGGUCCGAGGCCUCCUGAGUGCCAUGAGGCGCUUGGGCGUCGUGGGAGAGUUCUCACUCAUUGGAAGUGAUGGAUGGGCAGACAGAGAUGAAGUCAUUGAAGGUUAUGAGGUGGAAGCCAACGGGGGAAUCACAAUAAAGCUGCAGUCUCCAGAGGUCAGGUCAUUUGAUGAUUAUUUCCUGAAACUGAGGCUGGACACUAAUACAAGGAAUCCCUGGUUCCCUGAGUUCUGGCAACAUCGGUUCCAGUGCCGCCUACCGGGACACCUUCUGGAAAAUCCCAACUUUAAAAGAAUCUGCACAGGCAAUGAAAGCUUAGAAGAAAACUAUGUCCAGGACAGUAAGAUGGGGUUUGUCAUCAAUGCCAUCUACGCCAUGGCUCAUGGGCUGCAGAACAUGCACCACGCCCUCUGCCCAGGCCAUGUGGGCCUCUGUGAUGCCAUGAAGCCCAUCGAUGGCAGCAAACUCCUGGACUUCCUCAUCAAGUCCACGUUCAUCGGUGUGUCUGGAGAGGAGGUGUGGUUUGAUGAGAAAGGGGAUGCUCCUGGAAGGUAUGAUAUCAUGAAUCUUCAGUACACAGAAGCUAAUCGCUAUGACUACGUACAUGUAGGAACCUGGCACGAAGGUGUGUUGAACAUCGAUGAUUACAAAAUCCAAAUGAACAAGAGUGGAGUGGUACGGUCUGUGUGCAGUGAGCCUUGCUUAAAGGGUCAAAUUAAGGUCAUACGGAAAGGAGAAGUGAGUUGCUGCUGGAUUUGCACAGCCUGCAAAGAGAAUGAAUAUGUGCAAGACGAGUUCACCUGUAAAGCCUGUGACUUAGGGUGGUGGCCCAGUGCAGAUCUAACAGGCUGUGAACCUAUUCCUGUGCGCUAUCUUGAGUGGAGCAACAUAGAAUCCAUUAUAGCCAUCGCCUUUUCCUGCCUGGGCAUACUUGUUACCUUGUUUGUUACUCUCAUCUUUGUGCUGUACCGGGACACACCAGUGGUCAAAUCCUCCAGUCGGGAGCUCUGCUACAUUAUUCUAGCUGGCAUCUUCCUCGGUUAUGUGUGCCCUUUUACCCUCAUUGCCAAGCCUACCACCACAUCCUGCUACCUCCAGCGCCUUCUGGUUGGCCUCUCCUCUGCCAUGUGCUAUUCUGCUUUAGUGACCAAAACCAACCGAAUUGCACGUAUCCUAGCUGGAAGCAAGAAGAAAAUCUGUACCCGGAAGCCCAGGUUCAUGAGUGCCUGGGCCCAGGUGAUCAUCGCCUCAAUCCUGAUUAGUGUGCAGCUAACGCUGGUGGUAACCUUGAUCAUCAUGGAGCCCCCCAUGCCCAUCCUGUCCUACCCAAGUAUCAAGGAAGUCUACCUUAUCUGCAAUACCAGCAACCUGGGUGUGGUGGCCCCUCUGGGCUACAAUGGACUCCUCAUCAUGAGCUGUACCUAUUAUGCCUUCAAGACCCGCAAUGUGCCCGCCAACUUCAAUGAGGCCAAAUAUAUUGCCUUUACCAUGUACACCACCUGCAUCAUCUGGCUGGCUUUUGUGCCCAUUUACUUUGGGAGCAACUACAAGAUCAUUACCACCUGCUUUGCAGUGAGCCUCAGUGUAACAGUGGCCCUGGGGUGCAUGUUCACUCCCAAGAUGUACAUCAUUAUUGCCAAGCCUGAGAGGAAUGUCCGCAGUGCCUUCACCACCUCUGACGUAGUCCGCAUGCAUGUUGGCGAUGGCAAGCUGCCCUGCCGCUCCAACACUUUCCUCAACAUUUUCCGAAGAAAGAAGCCAGGGGCAGGGAAUGCCAAUUCUAAUGGCAAGUCUGUGUCAUGGUCUGAACCAGGUGGAAGACAGGUGCCCAAGGGACAGCACAUGUGGCACCGCCUCUCUGUGCACGUGAAGACCAAUGAGACGGCCUGCAACCAAACAGCCGUCAUCAAGCCCCUCACUAAAAGUUACCAGGGCUCCGGCAAGAGCCUCACCUUUUCAGAUACCAGCACCAAGACCCUAUACAACGUAGAGGAGGAGGAUGCCCAGCCGGUUGGCUUCAGUCCUCCCAACAGUCCUUCUAUGGUGGUGCACCGACGGGUGCCAACUGCGGUGAGCACCCCACCUCUGCCGCCCCACCUGACCACAGAGGAGACCCCCCUGUUCCUGGCAGACCCGGCCAUCCCCAAGGGCUUGCCCCCUCCGCUCCAGCAGCCACCGCAACCGCAGAAAUCCCUGAUGGACCAGCUACAGGGAGUGGUCAACAAUUUCAGCACCGGGAUCCCGGAUUUCAAUGCUGUGCUCGCAGUUCCUGGGGGCCCGGGGAACGGGGUGCGCUCGCUGUACCCGCCCCCGGCGGCCCCGCAGCACCUGCAAAUGCUCCCGCUGCAGCUGAGCACCUUCGGGGAGGAGCCCACCUCCCCGCCAGCAGACGACGACGACGAGGACGACAGCGAGAGGUUCAAGCUCCUCCAAGAGUACUUGUAUGAGCGGGAAGGGAACACGGAGGAAGACGAACUGGAAGAGGAAGACGAAGAUCUGCAGGCGGCCAGCAAACCCGCCCCUGAGGAUUCGCCUGCCCUGACGCCUCCGUCGCCUUUCCGUGACUCCGUGGCCUCGGGCAGCUCGGUGCCCAGCUCCCCCGUGUCCGAGUCGGUGCUCUGCACCCCUCCCAACGUGACCUACGCCUCGGUCAUCCUGAGGGACUAUAAGCAAAGCUCUUCCACCCUGUAGGAAGGAGGUGUCCACUUGGAAAGCACGAGAAACCAGGGAGCACCAGCACCUCUGGAGAUGUGCGGCUAGCUGGGAGGAGGAGAUGGGAGAGGAGCGUGAAGUGUGCGAGAAAGGGAGACAAUGCUGCUGCUGCCUUAGGGAAGGCCAGAGGAAACUGCUCUGCAAGCAAAAAAAAAAAAAAAAAAAAAAAAAAAAGAAAAAAAAGAAAAAAUAUCCCAGCGAGGAUCCCGAUUCUUGAAUUAUUCAAAAGCCUUCUCUGGGAAGAAAGGGAAUUCUGACAAAGCACAAUCCCAUAUAGUGUACAACUUUCACCGCAUAAAUAAAUAAAUACAUGCGUACAUAAACAAACAAAUAAUCUCUUCUUUUGGACAAUUGUGCAUAGAUACACUCACCCACACGCGCUUGGCUUGAGGAGACAGCACCUGUGGACCAGCCAGGUGAAUCCUUAAUUGACAUCAUGGUAUUCAUGGCAGUCGUGGCGAGCGUGGGGGCAGCCAGACCCAGCAGGUGGGUGAAGGAGGGCCAGGGAUGGAACCACCCGUGCGACAGCAGCUCAUUUUUCUCUAUCCCUUCUCCUUAUCAGUGUUCAGGAGCCUAGGGAAUUGGCCCAGACAGGGGCCUCUCUUCACCCAUUACACCUGAGGCAGAGCCAGCCUUGUCACACUUGGAAAAAAAAUGUAUGGACACCCUGCUGCUCUGUGAUGUUUCUCUACUUAGGAAAACAGGAAUCAGAGCAAAAGCAUCACCAAAAACUGCUUCAUCAAGAGUGCUAAGGCAAGAUGGAAUGAGACAGGACAUAAGCGUGAGGUGGUGAACACAUUCAGCGCAGGUAACGUUCCAUAGCUGAUACUCGCUUAUUGGUGAUUUUGGAAAAAAUGCUAGAACAAGAUUGUUUGGAGAGUGGCAGAAGAUGUUUUGUGGAUGAUCUUGUGUUUGUGCCAAGGGGGCUCUUCUCUGCCCUUCAAUAAAAGAGAACAAAACAUGUGGCAAAAUUGUUACCUUACAUUUACUGUAGCAAAUAUUAUUACCAGUUGAACUUCUAAGAUGCAGUAUGUGUACUUGGUGCCAUUGUUUCUCCUAUGUACUAAGGAAACAAAUGAUCUUCGAACUUAAUGAUGUACUCAUAGCAACUAUUACUGGUUCAAUGACAAAUAAUUCUUUCCUCUUGUCAUCCAAGUCCCUAUAACUAGUAUGUAAAUGUGUUCCUAUGUCCUUGUGUACAUGUGAUAAUAAAAUUUGUGCAAUGUAAUGUCAAUGGAAUUGCAACCGGAAGGUUGUCUUUCCAAUAGAGUAUAGAUAUUUUUAUGUUCUAAAAAUGUUUUAUAUAUUGUCACCAAUAUUUACAGAAGUUCUUUGAAGGUUUGAGUGCUGCGGUCUCGUGGUUUUUAUAUGCUGCUCAGAUGGUUCUUCCUCAUCUAAGAGGGAAUUUAUUUUUCAGAUAUUUAAUGAUGUGGAACACGUUAUUAAUGAAGUGGCUUGAAAAUUUGUCACGUUAAAAAUUCACAAAAAACUGUGGGUAACAAUAAAGAGGUACAUUUUAUAAAUUUUCACACAUCAUUAUUAAAACAUGAGAUUGAAAUGACAGUAUUAAGAUUAUUUCAGGUCACUUUAGAUUUUUUUAAAAAAGAUUUUCCACAGUAACGUGAGCUUUCAGUGAUUGAAAUAUAUAUUAACCUCUAUGUCUGGUCAUAUUUUUUCAAGUCAUCUAUCUAUCACUUCUUACUCUCUUUCAAUUGUUAUUUCCAUGUACUUUUAUUCCUCCAUUUUCACUGUCAUCGCUUUUCUUUAUGUUUUUGUCAUUUGCUGUAUGUAAUAUCCAUGUAUGUGUAAUCCAGUUGUUUCAUUUUUACCUCCUCAUUACACCCAAUGAAAGCAAUUUUUCUUGCUGUUUUGAUUUCUUCUAUUAUUUGUGGAAUGAAGCUCACCCCUUUAAAUAUCUGUUUAUGCCUUAUGUGCAGUCAUAUUUUAAUAUGCUUCCUUCAUGUGGAAGCUGAUUUCUCAGCCAAAAAUCAUCUUAGAAUCUUUAAAUACCCACUGCAUCAUUUGUUCAGAAUUUAACAUCAGCUCCAAUGUUUGAGGCCCAUGUUUCUUAUGUCUUCCCAUAUUCUACUGCCAAGUUUAGUUGGUUCCAUAUCAAGAAUGGACUGCCUUUCCCUUAAAAAAUUAUUUGUAACCCCUUUGGUAGAAAGACCUUGUGACUGAAACAAAUUUUAGUUCCAUGUUUUCACAAUGAAGCAGAGUGAGGAAUGUAGAUGGUUCCAGUGCUUAAUAGAUGGUCUGCUUACUGGAAAACUAGCAACUAAAAGCUUACUAUCUAUUAUUUGUGAAACAUGUUUUUUUUUAAAUCUUAAUGCCACUAAUAUAUGUCCUUGAUAUCACAGGACUUGUGCAUUCAGAUUUUUUUUUUUUUUUUUUAAGUAAGAAUAGACCAGGAAAGCUGCUCUACUAUUCAAAUAAUAUAAGAUGUCAGUUUGUUCUGAGGUUUUAGUCUGAGACAUUUGGUGAACACAUUCAACACCUAUUACAUUAUUUCUCUGAAUGCCUAAUAUUAUCAUGAUUAAAAGUUUUCUUGAACAUAAUACAGUAUUAGCUCUUAUAGCAUAAUUGUUCAAAAUUGGAAAUGUACACAUAGGUACCCUGUACCAAAAGGGCAGAUACUCUUCACCUUAAUGUAUGUGCUUAUACAAGUUGUUUAGCUUCUUGUAAAAGUGUAUUCCUUUGGCUCAUUACUGCCUUUUGUCUGAUAAUCUUGAUAAUGCUGUAUAAUAAAUGUUUUCUAUUUAUUAAA